AUGCGGAGAGGCGUCUUAAUCUUCUUGGUGGUCAACCUCAUCAUUCUUUCAUUUCUGGUCCGCAGUGUCUUUACGCUUCUGUCAUUAUUGGUGGAAGAUGCCUCGGCCGACGCAAUCCACCGCGCAGAGCUUCCUUCGCCUAAUUCGAGUCUGAUCGAGCAACGGCCUCAGGUCAUCCCCAAGAUCAUUCACCAGACCUACAAGAACGAAUCGAUUCCUGAAGUUUGGGUUGAUGCUCAACGAAGCUGUAUCGACUUGCACCCCGACUAUGAGUACAUUCUCUGGACCAACGAGAAAGCGCGUGACUUUAUCGCCAAAGAAUACCCCUGGUUCCUUGAUACUUUCGAUGGCUACAAGUACCCCAUCCAACGCGCCGACUCGAUCCGUUACUUUGUCCUGGCCCACUACGGUGGAACCUACAUUGACCUUGACGAUGGCUGCAACCGCCGCUUGGAUCCUCUUCUCGCUUACCCUGCGUGGGUUCGUCGUACCGCUCCAACUGGUAUCUCCAACGAUGCGAUGGGAUCUGUUCCUCAGCACCCCUUCUUCCUCCGCGUUAUCGAACUCUUGCAAUCCUACGACCGCAGCUGGCUGCUUCCCUACAUCACUGUCAUGUACUCGACCGGUCCUCUUUUCUUGUCGGUUCUGUGGAAAGAAUACAUGCUCGACAAGCCCAGCGAGGCUGACAGGGUCCGUAUCCUCAUGCAAGACGAAUACAACCGCUACUCGUGGAGUUUCUUCACCCACCACGUUGGUAACAGCUGGCAUGGCAAAGACGCUCAACUGAUCUUCUGGAUGGGACAACAUUGGAUGUUCCUGACUUUCUGCGGCUUUGCUCUGGCCGGCGUCGUCGGUCUUGGUUCCUGGUGGAUCUAUGGCCGUGUAAUGAACCUGAGCUCCAGAUAUCGCCAUGGCUACUCGAAGGUACCGACAAUUGUCACACCGGCUGGCCUGUCGCCCACUCGUCGGGCACGAUUGGCAGUACCUACCCUGCUUCGUCGGGUCAGCUUCAACAAAGAAGACGAAGAAACUGGUCCCACAGAGACGUCAUACGAAUUUUACAGCAGAAAUGAUUAA
Molecule: messenger RNA, 1077 nt
Organism: Aspergillus ruber CBS 135680
Lineage: Eukaryota; Fungi; Ascomycota; Eurotiomycetes; Eurotiales; Aspergillaceae
Product: glycosyltransferase family 32 protein
Exons: 4
Coding region: 1-1077 (358 amino acids)
Biological process (GO): mannosyl-inositol phosphorylceramide biosynthetic process
Molecular function (GO): mannosyltransferase activity
Source: RefSeq, a predicted model, not a curated record